Lampris incognitus (smalleye Pacific opah) is the source of this 5142-nucleotide messenger RNA. It is a transcript of the gene mllt10, whose product is annotated as MLLT10 histone lysine methyltransferase DOT1L cofactor. The transcript is spliced from 19 exons. Lineage: Eukaryota; Metazoa; Chordata; Actinopteri; Lampriformes; Lampridae. Gene Ontology annotation, molecular function: histone binding; nucleosome binding. Gene Ontology annotation, cellular component: nucleus. The record is from RefSeq and is a predicted model, not a curated record. Gene Ontology annotation, biological process: regulation of transcription by RNA polymerase II. Bases 209 to 3367 code for a protein of 1052 amino acids.
CUUCUUCUCGCCCGGGCCGUGGAAGUGGAUGUUUUGGUGAAAAAAAAUACCGUGUCGAAAAGAAAUGUAAACACGACUAAAACAUGACAUUUCGACCGAGUGGAACCUAAAACGGAUCGGCGGGGGGGCUCGAGGGUUGUCUUCUAUUAAAUAAAAGGUUUCCGGUUCGGCUUUGUUAUUAAUUCGCAUGCCCGCUUUCUUCGUAUAGAUGGUCUCCGGCGAGCGGUGUCUGGCAGCGGACGACGACUUCUUGGCGAAUAAGAUGAAGGAGAUGAUUGGAGGCUGCUGCGUUUGCUCAGACGAGAGAGGCUGGGCGGAAAACCCGCUAGUGUACUGCGACGGACAUGGCUGCAACGUCGCCGUGCAUCAAGCCUGCUAUGGAAUUGUGCAGGUGCCCACCGGUCCCUGGUUCUGCAGAAAAUGUGAAUCUCAGGAGAGAGCAGCCCGUGUGAGGUGUGAGCUGUGCCCCCACAAAGACGGAGCCCUUAAGAGGACCGACAAUGGAGGCUGGGCACAUGUGGUUUGUGCCCUUUACAUACCUGAGGUGGAGUUUGCCAAUGUUUCAACGAUGGAGCCCAUCGUACUACAGUCUGUACCUCACGAGCGCUAUAACAAGACAUGUUACAUCUGUGAGGACCAGGGUAGAGAGAGUAAAGCGGCCACCGGUGCCUGUAUGACCUGCAACAAGCAUGGCUGCAGGCAGGCCUUCCAUGUCACAUGUGCCCAGUUUGCUGGGUUAUUAUGUGAAGAACAGGGAUCAGAUGCAGACAACGUCAAGUACUGCGGCUACUGCAAAUACCACCACAGCAAACUGAAACACAAGGAGAGAGACAGGCACAGACCAAAACACAAGAAGGCCUCCGUAGACCUGGCCCCCUCCCUCGUCCUUCCAAACAUCAUGGCCCCAGACAAGAGCUACAACAGCAGCAGUACCGGAAGUGUGGUCACCUCUCUGCCCGCCUCCUCUCAGAAGCGAUUGGAUGACAGCACCGCCCGUUUCACCAAUGCCAACUUCCAGGAAGUGCCAUCAGCCCACUCUGGUGGCAGUUCCAAGGACAGCUCCUUGGCAGAUGGAGUGAAGGCAGGGCCAGAGGCGAAAAACAAGAAGAACAGUGGUGGCCACACGGUGGGACAGCGGGGCGGCCGCAAAUCUCUCACCUCCUCAGGAAAGCCCCUCCCCUCUGCCGUGGUCACCAUGGCAACCUCCUCCACAGCCGCCUCUGCCUCCACCGGGCCAUUCCAUCAAGGCCUCCUGUUGACCAGCGCAAGCAAGACGCCCUCCGCCCCCUCCUCCUCUGACUUCCUUAGUUUUUCUGAUUCGUCACUGCGUGCUGGAGGAGGGACCACCUUCUCAUCCCCGCCGUCCUUCAGCAGCUGCCUGGUGAAGCCAGUCUCUGAGGGUGGAGCUUCAGAGGGACCCACCACACUUUUCGGUUCUCUGAUGUCAGCCACCACGGCAUCUGCAGUCGGAGGGAAACUGUAUGAGAACUCCCACAGUCACACGACGGGCGAGACGCCAAGCCUGGGUGGAACUGGUUACAAACGGCCCCAACCUACUUCCACCUCUUCAGGACCAGGGAUUGGAGGAGAAGAUGGGGUAAAGAAGAAAAAGAAGGGCAACUGGCGGAACAGAUAUGGACCCUGCUUCACCACAGAUGUGAAGCCCUCAGAGCCGGUGCCCUCGCUGACACUCCCCACCUCCUCGACAGCCAGCCUCUCCUCCACGGCCUCCCCAAUCGCCGCAUCAUCUUCUUCCUCAGCGCUCUCAGGCCGACCCAGCUUGGUUUCCAGCAGUGGAGGAGGAGGAGGAGCAGCAGGAGUAGGAGAGAGGGGUCUGGGGACGCUAGGAGGUGUCAGUGGUGGGAUUCAGAAGUCCCCGUCGCUCCUCAGGAACGGGAGUCUGCAAACCCUUAGCGGCUCCUCAGCCACUGGGACAGGUGUUUUUUCCAGUGCUGAUGGGUCAUUGUCAGGGACUACAUCUGCUCCUGUGGGUGGAGCCAGUUCGGAGUUGUCCCAACAACAGCAACCAGCGCCUUCCCUAGCCCCUCCCUCCCCUUUCACCGCCACUGCACCGCUAUCCAGCACCACCUCUACACAUGUAAGUAGUCUGCCAGGAUCGGUCUUCAACCUGGCUCCCUCCCACAUGUUUGGGAACAGGCUGAACCCCAACUCUGCCAUGGCAGCCCUCAUCGCCCAGUCUGAGGCGUCACCAGCAGAUCAGGAGGUAGGAGACAGCAGCAGCGGUGUUGGAGCUCAGGGCUUCUCCAUAAGAGCCUCUCCCAAGACCACCCCACGCUCUCCCAUUAGCGGUCUGCAGAUCCGCUAUGACCCCUCAGGGUCGUUGCCAGGGCCAGGGCUGGGGUUGCUAGGGGCAGGGGGCGGCGGUGGGGAGACGCUGCCCCCGGUGGCCACCAGCAUAGAGCAGCUCUUGGAGAGACAGUGGAAUGAAGGGCAGAACUUCCUGCUGCAACAAGGAGCACAGGGAGACGUGGUGGGGAUGUUGAAGUCCCUCCACCAGCUGCAGGUGGAGAACAGGAGGCUGGAGGAGCAGAUUAAGACUCUGACCAUGAAGAAGGAGAGACUGCAGCUUCUAAGCGCCCAGCUUUCAGUGCCUUUCACCCCUACCACAGCUUCCUCCGAUGUGAAAGGAGUCAGUGAUUCCUCUUUACCCAUUACAGCUCAGGACAGCGCUUCAUGUGGGGGCCGUAGCAGCAGCGGUUCUACCUCCUCUCUCUCCACCCCUCCUUCUGUCUCCCAGAGUCCGCCCCAGCCGCAGCUCAAUGGGGUGACCACCGUGGGAGCGACCCCCGGGGGUUUGGGUGGGGUGGCGGGACUGAUGGGGGCACUGGGGGCAGGGGGCGCCCUCGGCAUGGGGGGCAUUGUGGGUGCUCUGAACGGAGUGAUCCAGGCACCAGCGGGCACUGCCAGCCCCCAUACACAUACCUCAGCGGCGGGAACCGGGGUCACCCUGUCUGUUAACAACAGCACUGCGCGUCUCGGUCUUUUGUCUGAACAGCACAGACUCCUCCUGCAACAGCAUCAGCUACAACAGUUACUGUCUACUCAGCCCUCAGCGGACCAGCAGCAGGUGUUGCUCUACCAGCUGAUGCAGCAGCAGCAGGACCUCCAGCAGUUGCAGUCCCUCUCCUCCUCCGCCCAGAUUCCCUCCAUCCCUCUCUCUUCUGCUCAGCUGCCCAUCAACAGCCUGCUGCCGGGCGCCCAUGGGCAGGGCCAAGGCGCCAUCACCACCAACCCUUUCCUUGCGCUGCAGCAUACCCACCCGCACUCUGACGCCCACACCCCGGGGGCUCAGAAACCACGGCUGGCCGAGAAGGCCGUGGGCAUCACGGGCCAGGAGAAGACAUGACAGCAGACGCUCUUCUUCAGUGUUCCUCUAUCUGUCUUUUCUCUGCUGCUCUUCUAUUUGUAUUCCCUUUUUCUUUCUUCCUCUUGGGCUCUCUCUCCUCUCCCCUCUCCUAUCUAGCUGUCUCAUUUUCUAGCUGCCAUACCUGUCUUGUCUCUCUGUCCUAGUCAGCCCCUCGUGGCUUUCCUACCAUGUUCAUUUUGUUCUCUGUCCGGUCUCUUCUUCUUUUUUUUUGCAACUUCACUCUCUCAGGGGCCACAGCUAACCAGAGUUCGUGCAUUCGGCACACAAGCUAGCACACACAAAAAGCUACAACUGUACAAACAAACACAGCCCCCCGCCACCACCACCACCACCCUUAUCCAAGAGACGCAGCAGUAGCCAGUGUAGGCCUGAUGCCUGUCUCCCGGUAUUCUCCAUGCGCUCAGAGGGGAAUAAUGGAGAGGCUUGAGGAAAUCUCCCUCGUGCUAGUACUGUUACCUCUCUCCCUUUGUCUCUCUCACUCUUGUUUGUGGAAAUCCAUUACUGUCAGCGAGCCAAGCCUCAAAUGGUCACCGCAGAAGCCUUGCUUUGACUGUCUCUUCUCUGGGCCAGAUACAGAGGGCUCAUUCAAUGAAGUGCAAUGUGAAAAAUGAAAGAAAAAAAAAGAAAAGAUAAAAGUGAAUGUUUAAAUGGAUUCUUUGUUCCUCUUGCAAGAUAAAAUUAUGCAGAAACAGAGAUGCUGGUGGUCACCCAGUGACUCUAGUACUGAAGCCUAAACAUUACAUUUUCCUGACUGAGCCCUCUACUGCACCUACCUCUCAUGCAGGACCAGCCGAUCAGGACCUAAGGGCCGUCAGCAGUGGCCAAAAACAAUACACCAGUCAGGACUGGCCAAUCAGGGUCCAAACCCAAGUGCCUGAGGCCAAAAAAGGGGGAGCGGGAUUUAUUUCCCUUCUUACCUGUGUCCCUGUCAGUCAACCCCGUUCCCACAAUGCUACUGGUAAUUAAGCUGUGUUGCUAAGGCAACAGAACACUUGGGCGUGUCAGAUCUGACGUGCCGUGUCUUUAAUUAAAACCCAGGAAAUACUAUUCUGCUGCAUUCUCUGAUCUCAAAGCCAACUUUGUAUUGUGCUCUUUAUUUAUUUGGAGUUUUCUUUUUGUGUGUAAUGGGCAUGAGAUAAUAUAUUUUGAACGCCCGCUUGUGUUGCAAUUUAACAUCGUUCUAUACUACUACUGUGUAAACAUUUUGUUUUUCUUUCCACACAGUCAAAUCUUGCUGUAAACCUUUUUAAUGACUUAAAAAUCUGUCAUGUAUUUGAGAACUACUUGAGAGUCGGUUGCUGAGGUGGUGUGGCUGUACAUAACUGUUUGUUUGUAGGGGGGUAAGGGGGGAGGCUUAGGGGCUAGGGUGUUAAAGUGGCACAGUUUUACCUCGUUAAGUGUACAUAGAUCUUUCUCAUUGGCCGUUGGUUGUACAUAAGUGAUUGUGAUUGGCCGUGCUGGUGUGAAGGAUAGCCAAUGAAGCCUCAGUUUGUGUGUGUGAAUCCUAGGACCAGACAAAUAGGUUGACGGUGACUGGACACGUAAAGUAUUAAUUUAUUUUUAUAUGUGCAGGGACAUUGUGUUUCUUUUUUACGUUUUGCACCAUUCUUGAUGAAACAUCAUUUUAUACUCUGGGCACCGUUUUCAUCUGUGCACAAAUUCGUUUGGAUCAGUUUUGUACAAGUGGAAAAAUGAUGGGGCAAUUUCUGACAUUGCAUUUCAAAACACCAAAAUAAAGAAAUGCUCUGAACAAA